UUCAGCCAUUGAGUUUUACUGUUGCGAGAAACAAGUGCGCGUUUACCAGGCAUGGAUCGUCGAAAAAGCUGUUUAUAUGUUUGUAUAAGUGGAAUUUAAAGCUUGUUGAUUAAAUAUUACACUUGUUUCAUGAUGGGAGAGGACGGGAUAUUACAAAAGCUGGGUAAUAUGAAGGCUUUUUUGGGCAUCGUAGCAGGAGCAGGAGCUUCGUAUGGACUGUACAAAAUGUUACUGCGCGCCUGCAGAGAAGAUCCAGAGAUAAAGAAAAUAAAGGCGAAAGAACGUGUGAAUAUACAGCCAGGAAGUCUGAUGGCCAAAGUGUCUGGAUUUAAUGUUGUUAGUGGGAAUAUGAACACAGAGGUCGCAUCAGGUGAAAUUUUCUCCAAAUCCCCCAGCAGUCUGGAGCCUGGACAUCUCAGUGUGCUUCUCUCUGUCCUACAGAGCAGCCCAAACCCUACUGAGAGAAAACAGGUCCUUAUCACUUUAGGAAACGCUGCAGCGUUUACAGUGAACCAGGAUCUUCUUCGUGAAUUUGGAGGUCUUCACGUCAUCUCUAGCUUUCUUUCAGACCCUGAACCUGAUGUCAGAGUGCAGACUCUUAAUGCCUUAAAUAACCUGAGCAUGAAUAUCUGCAAUCAAGAGCAGCUGAAGAUCUAUGUACCAUCAGUGCUGGAGCUGAUUGAGAUGUCUCCCGUGAACUCAGACCUUCAGCUGGCAGCACUGAGGUUACUGACGAAUCUGACUGUCACAGAUAAUCAUCAGCAUUUACUGAAGGGCUCCAUCACACUCCUCCUGUCACUGCUUGUAGUGAGCAACAGCGUUCUUCAGAUCCAGGUUUUAAAGGUCCUAGUCAAUUUAUCAUCUAAUCCAGACAUAAUGGACGACAUAGUACAAGCCCAGGCUCCUGCUUCCCUGGUGCUCCUGUAUGAUUGUUGCACGAGCACAGAAGUGCUUCUUCGCCUUUUGGUCUUCAUUGGAAACCUGCGGGCUUGGAGACCGUCUGCACAGGUGGCAGAAGCGCUGAGGAGGCGACCGGACUCGCUCUACUGCGUGCUGCUAGACAGCUUCUCCCAGAUACACAGCAGACUCCCUCUGCUCCUCUCUCACCCUGAAGAAGAGAUCAGAGCUCAGGUGGUACGGCUCCUCGCUUAAACUCGGCUCUGGACUCCACCCUGAUCUCCAUCAGACAUGCUGUGUUAAAGGUCCAGUCUCAUCUGGCCUGUGCACUUAGACAUACAGCUGUUCAGUACGAUUGCUUCUCGUGAUUCAGACUUUGAUGGAUGCAAAUAUUUGAUGAAAUAGUGGACAACUACUUAUAAGUCAAUAUUAAUUUUAAGGAAUUGUGCAACAUUUUAAACCUAAACUCUAUCUACUGUAUAAAGGUUUCUCUAUAUCAGUAAAGGGGUUCUACAUUUUACUGAAUCCUUUUCUACAGGAAAAGUUACAGCAAAAACCAAAGAACCCCUAAAAACCUUUUUUCUGUGAUUAAAGUGGCUUGACACAUUUCCAUAUUGAGCGAAAGAACACAAGACUUGUUUACUUAAAUCACACUUCAAUAAACAACUAAAGAUCAGUCAAAUUCUGACAAUAAGCAUUUAAAAAUAUGUUUAAAUAAUGCAAAAUCAAUCUACACCCAUUGUAUUAAUAGGUUUAGGUCUUAGGAUGAGAGAGACUUGAUAGAAAGCUUAAAAAGUUUGGUGUAGCCACAAAUUCUCCUUUAUAAAAAAUAGUUCUGUGGGGAUAAAUUGUACAGGUUUAAAACUUCAUUUCCAAAUAUCAAAGUAUUUUACAAAAAUACAUAUGCAUAAACAUUUUUCCACUUAAAGUGUCAAAGCGCUGCAGUAUUCCCUUAAAAUACGUUUAAUAUUGGUUAUCAGAAAAGAUUCUAUACAUCUAAAAUUGAAGCCACUCCUUUUUAGCAGUAUUCACUCCUUUGUGCCUUCGUCCCUCCUGGAAGGCAGAAAAGGAAAUGAACAUGGUCAAAGAAAAACAAUGAAAGUAAACAACAUACUGAAUUUAUAUUGAUAUACAUACAGGUGACAAAUUAAAGGGGAGAAAAACAAUGUUUUAUUAUGCUGUAGAGGGCAUUUAUUUUUCACCUUUGAGGACAGUCACUACAAAUUGUUCUUUUCUGCGAUGAAAAGAUUUCUAUCCUGAUGGGCGUGGUCUCUUGCAGGAUGACUCCGCCUCCACCCGAAAGCUUACUGGAAUGGUUUAAUACAGAUGCAGGCUAUGGGUUUCUGAGUCACUAGAUCUCAACACUACUGGAACACCUUUGCGAGAAUUCUGACCCAUUUAAGACUCCAAAGGAUUCUAUUGAGGAAGACUAGUGUUCAUAUAUUAUUCAAUAGAUUUCCAGUGACUUAAAGGUACAUUGAAGCAGCUUCAGUGACUUGUAUUUUUCCCUUUAAUUUGUCAAUCUAUCGUUAUGUCCUCAGGCUAGUUUCAGUGUAUAGUGUGUGCUCAGUGAAUGCCUCCUAAAAGGUGCCCCACCUUUGUCACAUAUCAAGCUGCUAGUGCCAAAAACCUUUUCUAACUAAUGAGUGAGUGUUUCACUCCAGCUGGUCUCCUACACACGAAGUGCUUCCUGUAUUUUUGUGUUUUUUAGCUAAUUAUGUAUUGCAAAAUUAAGAUAUGCUUGAAAUGUCCAUGUUAUGGACAAAAGAUGCACUUUGGCAGUUUGAUUUCUCGAGUGCUGUGUAUUUUUCUGCAUGUAUUUGUGGUGCAAUGCAAGUGUUUUCCCGCUUAUGUGUUCUCUAACUCUUACAUUAAGCCGGGUUUUAUUUUACUGUAACUGGGGAAAAUAUCAGUAAUGUGAACAUGUCUAUGAAUUGUACCGUAGUUGUGUGAAUUUUGUGGAUUGGUUGUUCUAUGAUCUUUUUAGAGUAGCAUAAGGUAACUGUCACUGCUUUUAAUGUUUGAAUGAAAAACAUUGAAAUAAAUUAUUUUAUUUUGGAUAA
This is a messenger RNA of Tachysurus vachellii, 2960 nucleotides long. RefSeq names its product armadillo repeat containing 10 (gene armc10). The record is from RefSeq and is a predicted model, not a curated record. Lineage: Eukaryota; Metazoa; Chordata; Actinopteri; Siluriformes; Bagridae. Bases 130 to 1152 code for a protein of 340 amino acids. The transcript has 6 exons. Gene Ontology annotation, cellular component: mitochondrion.